AUGCUUGAUCCGUUAAAUAAAUAUUUGCACAAGAUAGGAAUAGUUUAUCAAUUAUCAGCAUGUAUCUACACAAGGUGUCUAGGACUAGACCCAGGUUCAGCUUCAAUCUCCGCCCAGCGGAUAGUGCUAUCUACUACUGUUACUUGGCACUCCCUCCCCGAUGGAGGACACCUACGCCUCCCAUCAAAAUCAGAACCGCAGCUUCGGCCCCAAGAACACGAUCAGAAUAGCCACCACCCACAUCCCGAAGAUCCACGCAUACAGCAUCAUCCGUCCCCACCAGCCCUUCCCCUCCGUCAUCCUCCGCAACAUCCCCAUACGCUGCUCCGCAACCUUCAUAUUCCCCGCCGUGCGAUCAAUCCCAUCCACCGCGCGAGCCAGCACCGACUUCUCCGCCUCCAGGGAGGAGUGGAAUGUCUGCGCUGA
This is a messenger RNA of Aspergillus niger, 426 nucleotides long. RefSeq lists its product as hypothetical. Bases 1 to 426 code for a protein of 141 amino acids. NCBI's taxonomy places the organism in Eukaryota, Fungi, Ascomycota, Eurotiomycetes, Eurotiales, Aspergillaceae. The transcript has a single exon. The record is from RefSeq and is a predicted model, not a curated record.